Molecule: messenger RNA, 1035 nt
Organism: Trypanosoma grayi
Lineage: Eukaryota; Euglenozoa; Kinetoplastea; Trypanosomatida; Trypanosomatidae
Product: serine/threonine-protein phosphatase PP1
Exons: 1
Coding region: 1-1035 (344 amino acids)
Cellular component (GO): cytoplasm; nucleus
Molecular function (GO): protein serine/threonine phosphatase activity
Source: RefSeq, a predicted model, not a curated record
AUGAAGCUAGAUGAUAUCAUAGAGAGGCUCUUGCUUCACCCCUCACACAACAGCGCCGCUGCUGGGGCUGCUGCUGCAGUAUCGGAGAAUGGCGCGGACCGUCAGCGCACCUACACGCGCCAGUCGCGUCUCACUGCUUUCAAAAAUGCACAGGCGGUGGAGUCGCCGCGGCAACUGCGGGGGCGAGCCGCGCUAUCGGAGAUAACGGAAGCGGAGGUGCGCCACCUUGUCAUUGAGUCACGUGUGCUCUUCAUGUCACAACCGAUGCUCAUCGAGAUUGCGGCGCCGGUGCGCAUCUGCGGCGACGUGCACGGGCAGUACUCUGACCUGCUGCGACUCUUCAACCUUGGCGGCUACCCGCCGGAGAGCAACUAUCUCUUCCUCGGCGAUUACGUGGACCGCGGCGAGCAGUCACUAGAGACCAUCUGCCUGCUGCUAGCGUACAAGCUGCGCUUCCCCGAGACAUUCUUUCUGCUCCGCGGUAACCAUGAGUGCAGCAGCAUCAACCGCAUCUACGGCUUCUUCGACGAGUGCAAGCGCCGCUUCAGCGUACGGCUGUGGAAGCAGUUCUCCGACACCUUCAACUGUAUGCCGGUGGCAGGCCUCGUGGAGGGACGCAUCCUCUGCAUGCACGGCGGCCUCAGCCCGGAGCUGACAAGCAUUGACCAGAUCCGACAUAUCCUGCGGCCGACAGACGUGCCUGACAGCGGCCUCAUCUGCGACCUGCUGUGGGCCGACCCCGGCGACUGCGACGGCUGGGGCGAGAACGACCGCGGCGUGUCGUGGACCUUUGGCGAGGACGUUGUGCAGGCGAGCCUGAAACUGUUCGACCUUGACCUCGUCUGCCGCGCGCACCAGGUCGUGGACGCGGGGUACGAGUUUUUCGCCGCCCGCCGUCUCGUGACGGUCUUCUCCGCGCCGAACUACUGUGGCGAGUUCGACAACGCCGGCGCGUUCAUGUGUGUUGAUGAAAGUCUCACCUGUAGCUUUGUGCAGAUCGAGCCGCUGCAAACAGUGCUGCAGUACACCUUCUAG